Arachis duranensis is the source of this 1625-nucleotide messenger RNA. Its product is annotated as shewanella-like protein phosphatase 1. The coding region runs from base 194 to 1411 and encodes 405 amino acids. Lineage: Eukaryota; Viridiplantae; Streptophyta; Magnoliopsida; Fabales; Fabaceae. The transcript is spliced from 10 exons. Gene Ontology annotation, molecular function: hydrolase activity. The record is from RefSeq and is a predicted model, not a curated record.
ACAAAGGAGAGGCCUCGGAAAAAAACAAGAUUCCAAAACGCUUGGCUCACGAAAUUUCUCUCUUUGAGCAUUGCGGGCUUCGUGUCAUGAGCAUAAAAACACACUUCCUCUCUUUCUCUUUUUCAUUCACAGUGUAUAAUGGGAAGCACAUAGCAAUAGCAUUAUUAUAGCAGAUGGUGUUUCUCAUCAAGCUAUGGCAUCACUGUGUCUCAUGAACUCAUUGCCAGUUCCACCAUCUUCUUCUCACUCUCCAAAGCUCACUGAAACUUCUCUUCCUCCUUCUCCUUUGGUUCUUCAUAGUAACAAUAAUCAUAGUGUAUCAGCACGUGCCUUGAAGCCCAUAGUUGUUAGUGGAGAUCCUCCAACUUUUGUUUCUGCUCCUGGUCGCAGAAUUCUCGCUGUUGGAGAUCUACAUGGAGAUCUUAAGCAGGCUAGAUCUGCACUUGAAAUGGCUGGUGUAUUGAGUUCUGAUGGUCAAGACUUAUGGACUGGUGGAGAAACGGUGUUGAUUCAAGUUGGAGACAUACUAGAUCGAGGUGAAGAAGAAAUUGCUAUCUUGUCCUUGCUGCGAUCAUUGGAUAAACAGGCGAAGGCAAAAGGCGGAGCUGUGUUUCAGGUAAAUGGAAACCAUGAGACUAUGAAUGUGGAAGGUGAUUUUAGAUAUGUUGACUCUGGGGCAUUCGAUGAGUGCAAUGAUUUCUUGGAAUAUGUCAAUGAUUCAGAGGAUGGCUGGGAAGAAACUUUUACCGGUUGGGUUGAUGUGUUUGAAAGGUGGAAAGAACAACGAACAAUGUCCAAUGGUUACUGGGGUCCUUGGAAUUUAGUGAAGUUUUCCAAUUAUUUAGGACAGAGGCAAAAGGGAGUCAUUGCUAGAUCAAUCCUCUUUAGGCCUGGCGGCCCACUGGCACGUGAGCUCGCAAGACAUGCUGUUGUACUUAAGGUCAAUGACUGGGUGUUCUGUCAUGGUGGCCUUCUUCCUCACCAUGUUGCAUAUGGCAUAGAGAAGAUGAACAAAGAAGUAUCUGAGUGGAUGAGAGGCUUGAGACAGAAUGACAAUACUCCAAAUAUCCCUUUUAUUGCCACUAGAGGCUAUGACAGUGUUGUUUGGAAUCGUCUAUAUUCAAGGGAUGCACCAGAUUUGGUGGACUAUCAGGAUAAACAGGUAUGUUCUGUUCUUGAGGAGACUCUGCAAGCAGUUGGUGCCAAGGCAAUGGUGGUAGGGCAUACUCCUCAAACUAUAGGUGUGAAUUGUAAAUACAAUUGCAGCAUAUGGCGUGUAGAUGUUGGAAUGUCCAGUGGAGUUCUUAAUUCAAGACCAGAGGUUUUAGAGAUUAUAGAUGAUAAAGCGAGAGUCAUAAGAAGCAAACGGGACAGAUACAGUGAAGAACUUCAGGCUGUUGCAUACACUUAAAAGACAAGGACAUGGUUUAUUAGUAUUUUGCAGGAAAGUACAUGUUGCAUGCAUCCAGCUAUUAGUGAAGUCCAACAAUGGCAAAUUUAUUCAAUGCACAUUGUUGUUAGUUGUUUGCUUCACCUUGUGAUUCUAUAACUAACUUUGACAAUUCAAAAAUGUUGUCCCAUGCCAUAUAAUUUAUACGAUAUCAAAUUUUCAAUGUCUUGUGAAA